This is a messenger RNA of Parnassius mnemosyne (clouded apollo), 5268 nucleotides long. The record is from the annotation of a GenBank genome assembly. NCBI's taxonomy places the organism in Eukaryota, Metazoa, Arthropoda, Insecta, Lepidoptera, Papilionidae.
AUGUCGGAUAAAUUACAAAUAAAAAGGCAAACACUUAUUUUUAAAAAGGAAUACCUAUUUGCUAAAUUACAAAAGGUUUUCGAUAUCGCGAGAUCCCAAAUAAAUGAUCCCACACAAAUUCAGAAUUUCUUAGCCGAUUAUUCCGAAUUAGAAAGUGUCCGCUCAAAGUUUGAAGAAACAGUGUUAAAUAUUAUUGAAAUAGAUAUAUCAUUAAAACCGGAGACAAGAUUGUCAACGCGAGAAUUAGAUACAUUUGAUGAACUUUAUAAGGCAUGUAGGUUGCAAUAUUUAAGAUUAAAACCGGACGAGCAGGCAUCCCUCAGUAGGAAAGAUAGGAGUGAUGUAAGGCCGUCAUUACCUAAAUUACGUUUAUUUGAAUUCGAUGGUGAUAUUGAGAAGUGGACCACAUUCUACGAUACAUUUGUAUCACUUGUCCACAAUCGAGAUUUCGAUGAAAUAGAUAAGUUUCACUAUUUGCUUUCAUGUGUUAAAGGUUCGGCAUUAAACAUUGUUAAAAAAUUGCCCAUAACAGCCGCUAAUUAUACUGUCGUAUGGCAAAGUUUAUGUAAUAAAUAUCAAGAUGAUCGAAUACUCGUGGGUAGGUACAUCGAUAAAAUGAUAAACUUUACGCCGUUAAAUAAAGACACUACCGCAAAUCUUACUUUAUUUAUCGAAACAUUCGAUCACUCUUUUAAAGCCAUCGAGGCAUUAAAAAUUAAAAAUUUACAUGACUAUUUAUUUUGUCAUUUAGCCUUACGUGGGUUGGAUGCGCAUACUAGGAGGCUUUUUGAAGAAAAUCGGGAGCAAAAUUCACUUCCAUCUUUUUCGGAAUUAAUUAGUUUUGUAAAUAAACAAGUUAAAGUACUCGAACAUUCAUCGAAUAGUACGAUGUCGUUACAAUCAAGAAAUAAGUCUAUAUGUAACAAUUACAAAGGCAACAAUAAUAACCACUACAAAAGUUAUUCAAAGACAGUUUUAAAUACUAAUGUGUCGAAUUAUAAUAAAAAUAAAAAAAUAAUUUGCGCGCAUUGCAAUCAAAAUCACAUGAUUUAUAGGUGCGAUCAAUUUCGUAAAUUGACCGUAGAUAAAAGGAUUGACCGUGUCAAUACCUUAAAAUUGUGUCAUAAUUGCCUAAAAGGAAAUCAUGAUACCUCAACUUGUAAAAGUGAGAUGUCUUGUGGUGUAUGUGCGUCACUACAUCAUUAUCUAUUGCAUAGGGAGCCAGUGAGCGACACGCUCGUGCCAACAUCCACCCGUCCAUUGUGCUCUGACUCGCAAGUGCAACAAGCACUCGUCUCGUCUCAGGCUAUGAGUGACUCAGAGCGUUAUACGAUAGAUACGCUUCAUUCCAAUAACGUUCACUCGGGUUACGGUGUUGUAUUGGGAACGGCGCGUGUGUUAGUAAUUGAUAGUAGCGGCCAGCUUCAAUACUGCCGUGCAGUUAUUGACUCUGGAGCUCAGAGCUCAUUUAUUACAACUGAGUGUGCUCAACGUUUGGGCUUACCUCGAAAGAAGUGUUCGUUUAAUAUUUAUGGUCUCGGUGGAGAGGCUGUAAAAAAUCACGGCAUGAUUACAUGCACAUUAAGGUCCCUACACACUGACCUACCUAGUUUUACAUUGAACAUGGUCGUAGUGACUAAGGUAUCUGCUGAUAUGCCUAACGUUCGAUUCCACUCGGACGUUAUUAAUAAAUAUAAGAAUUUUAAUUUAGCUGAUCCAUUAUUUUAUAAGCGUUCGCGUAUCGAUAUACUAUUGGGCAAUGAUAUAGUUUCGGAACUUAUUAAGGAUAAACCUUAUAUUAUUUCAUCGGAUAUACCAAGCGUGAUCGAUACCGCUUUCGGGUUUGUUGUAAGUGGUAAACUUUAUAGCAAUGAUAAGGACAAUUUAAAAAAUUAUAAUUUAUCAGUCUCAUUUGAUGAACAAGAGUCUUUAGAUCAAACGUUGCGUAAAUUUUGGGAAAUCGAAGAAUUGCCAAGCAAACCCUCGAUUAAUCCUUUGGAACAAUUAGCGGAAGACAUUUUCGUGGCUCGUUAUAGUCGUACUGAGGAUGGUACCUAUUCAGUGCCGUUACCAUUCAUACCAGACCCGCCUCCGUUGGGCGCGUCACGAGCGGCAGCCGAGCGGCGACUCUUGUUCACCGAGCGCAAGUUGAAUCGUUCACCUGUAUUACGACAAGCCUAUUCAGAGUUCAUGUGCGAAUAUGAAAAUCUAGGGCACAUGGAGCUUUAUUCGGGGGACACCCCAAGCAAAUAUGUGAUACCUCAUCACAGUAUACUUAAGCCCAGUAGUUCCACUACUCCGUUGCGUGUGGUAUUCGAUGCCUCGGCUAAAACGUCCACGAACGUUUCGCUUAAUGAUAUUCUAUUGACCGGGCCUAAUCUGUAUCGAGAUAUUGGGGCUAUAAUAUUGAAUUUUAGGUUGUUUGAAUAUUGUUUGAUUUGUGACGUAUGCAAAAUGUAUCGGGCAAUUAAACUGAAUCAGUCAGAUAGAUGUUAUCAACAUAUUUUGUAUCGUCAUUCGCCUAACGAUGCCAUUGACGUUUAUGAAUUAAAAACUGUCACUUACGGCUUAAGUUGCUCACCGUUCUUAGCUAUCCGCACCCUCUUACAGUUAGCCUAUGACGAGAAAGAACGUUUCCCACUCGCUGCAAAGGUUGUGCGCGAAGGCGUGUACAUGGAUGACAUUCUAUAUUCUUGUAGUUCAUUGUCACAGAUAUCUCGGUUACAAGAUGAACUUUUAGAGAUGUUUAAUUCCGGUGGCUUUAUACUCAAAAGGUGGGCGAGUAAUAGUGCAAAAGUUUUACAACGCGUUCCGUUAGAAAACCGAGAGUGUCCUGUUACAUUUAUGAAAGAUGGUAACGAAUAUUCAGUCAAAGUGCUAGGUCUGAAGUGGUUCCCUUUGACUGACUGUUUUUAUUUCACAGUAGAUAAGACUGAUAAAGUAACAACUAAACGUUCUGUUUUAAAAUUAUUAGCUUCUAUUUACGACCCCGUGGGUUUUAUUUCACCGUGCAUUUUCAUCGCGAAAGAGAUAAUGCAAGAUUUAUGGAAGCUGGGCAUAGGAUGGGAUGAGCAGCUGCCAACUGACGUAACUAAGCGCUGGCUUAAUUACGUUGAUGAUCUCCCGCGACUAACGGCAAUCAAGAUAGAUAGACAUAUGCUGCUACCAGAACAGACCGAAUGUGAAUUGGUCGCCUUUUGCGAUGCAAGCUCUCGCGGUUAUGCUAGUUGUGUGUAUGUGAUCAGUCGUAACGAUAGAGGUCAAACUAAAGUACGCCUGGUGACAGCAAAAUCUAAAGUAGCCCCCGUCAAACCAUUAACUAUCCCGAGGUUGGAAUUAAUGGCGUCAGUUUUGUUAAGCAAAUUAAUUAGAUAUGUCCGUGACAUUUUAACUCGUGUAAAAAUUACUCGUAUUACUGCGUUAACCGAUUCGACUAUCGUGUUGACGUGGCUUCAGACAGAAGCUUACAAAUUAAAGCCGUUUGUUAGUAACCGUGUUACUCAGGUAUGUGAAGUGUUACCUCCACACUGUUGGCGUCACGUGAGUAGUGAGUGCAAUAUGGCAGACAUAUGCUCGCGCGGAGCGUCUCCGUCACAGCUCGUGGAGUGCAGUGAGCAGUGGUUGAAGGGCCCAUCUUGGUUGUACGACGACUAUUCGCAGUGGCCAGUGAGAACAUUUAUCAACCAACAUGAAAGUAAUACACCCGAAAUGAAAUCAAAUCAUACAUUAGGCUCCUUCAAUUUAAUCACAAAUGAAAAUAAUUCGAUAGAGGAGACUAAGUUAGAGUUCUGUGACCGAAUCUUUUCCAAUUUCUCUUCUUAUUAUAAACUGCAACGUACGUUUGCUCGAAUAUUGAGAUGGUUCCGACUCAAAUCCGGUCACUCGAAGCAAUCAAUACUGACGACUAACGAAUUAAAUACUGCCCAAGAUGUUUUAAUUAAAUUAGUACAAAGUGCAUACUUCGCAAAUGAAAUAAAUAGAUUGUCCAUGGGCACAAAGUACGUUCCGUCGUUGAGAAAAUUAUCUCCAUUUAUUGACGAACGCGGAUACCUCAGGGUGGGGGGUCGAAUAAAUUAUUCAGCGUUACCUUAUAACGCGAAGCAUCCUCGUUUAAUACCUAAAAAUAGUAGAUUUACCUUUUUACUUAUUGAAUAUUUACAUAAAAAAUAUUUACACGUAGGUCCACGCACCUUACAAAACAUUAUUAAUCAAAAUUUUUGGAUUUUAGCAUCCCGUCGCAUUAUUCGGUCAGUUUUGUCCAAAUGCAAAAUUUGUUUUAAACACAACCCAGUGCUCUUACAGCCUGAGAUGGCACCUUUGCCAGCAGCCCGAUUGAUACCUUGUAAUGUUUUUGAGCAUGUAGGGGUGGACCUCGGUGGUCCGUUCUUUACAAAAGAAAGUUUACGACGAAAUGCUAGGGUUGAACGGUCAUAUUUAGCAUUAUUUAUUUGUUAUUCGACAAAAGCUGUACACCUUGAAGUCUUAUCGUCGUUGUCAUCGGACUGUUUCCUCGCGUGUUUAGACAGAUUUGUAGCGCGACGCGGUGUGUGCUCCUUCCUUUAUUCGGAUUGCGGAACUAAUUUCAUAGCUGCUAGUAAGCAUUUAACCGAAGUACAAAGAUUUAUGCUCGAACAAAAAAACAAUAUAUUAGAGGGUUGCUCAAAACGACAAAUUAUAUGGAGAUUUAAUCCCCCUGGUGCACCACAUAUGGGUGGGCUCUGGGAAGCUGGAAUUAAAUCCGCCAAGUAUCUAUUAACGCGAGCCGUAGGAGAAAAAAGUUUGACGUUCGAGGAACUCACAACAGUGUUUUGUAAAGUAGAAGCGAUUCUCAACUCGCGGCCGCUUUGUCCGUUACCAGCUAGUGAUAAUCCUGAUGAGUUCAACGUUUUGACUGCGGGACACUUUCUAAUUGGAAAAGGGUUAACAGCAGUACCUGAGUAUAAUGUAGAGGAUAUAACAAUAAAUCGAUUAUCACGUUGGCAAUAUAUUCAAAAUUGUUCACAAAUGUUUUGGCGUAGAUGGAGUCACGAAUAUCUAAAUACGCUGCAACAGAAAGCAAAGUGGCAUUCGGAUAGAUCUAAUAUAAAAAUAGGUGAUCUCGUAAUCAUAAAAACUGAUAAUGUACCGCCGUGCGAUUGGCCUUUGGGUAGAAUUGAGGCUCUUCACCCCGGUCCAGAUGGGAUUGUUCGUUGUGUUACGCUUCGCACUCAAAAGAGUACUCUACAGAGACCAGUUAAUAAACUGAGUCCUCUACCUUAUUCAAAUUAG